Molecule: messenger RNA, 3847 nt
Organism: Punica granatum (pomegranate)
Lineage: Eukaryota; Viridiplantae; Streptophyta; Magnoliopsida; Myrtales; Lythraceae
Source: RefSeq, a predicted model, not a curated record
GAUACCGUCUCAAAGUAUCAGGCUGAAAUAAAAACCGGAAAAAAAAAGAAGAAAAAUAAUAAAAUUUCCAUAAAAUUAUUUUUAUUCUUCGUCCUCUUUCCCUCCUCUUCUUUACCGAUAGAUAUUAUUCUUGACGGAGUAGGAGCCAUUCAUGUUCCCUCUUUGAUCAUCAAACACGGAGGCGAGCGCUAAUCGUGAUUUCAUGAAUGGUUCAGUCUCCGGCGGCGGUCGCCAAAGCCAAACGCCUCCUCUCUCCUUUCGAGUCCCUUCUUCGUCAAUGCAAGGAAAGCCGGUCCCUUAGGAAGACCGAGCGAGUCCAUGCCCGCGUCAUCACAUCAGGCAUACUGUCCGCCCCAGACGCCGCCCGCCUCCGCUCACAUCUCACCGCAGCUUAUGCCCUCUGCGGCCACGCGCCCAUCGCUCGCAAACUGUUCGGUGAGUUGCCAGACAGAAGCUCGUUCCUCCUCAAUGCGGUUAUCCGGUCAUAUCUGCUGCAGGGUCUUUACCUCGACGCGCUCAACUUGUUUGCUGGCAUGCUCCCGUCCGAUCAGUGUCGCCCAGAUAAAUUUACAUACACGCUCGCGUUUAAAGCUUGCGGUGAGUUGUCUUUUCUUGACACGGGUUUCGUUUUCCAUGGGAAGUUAUUCGCAGUCGGGCUUGAUUCGGACGCAUAUAUCCAGAACUCUCUGCUGGCUAUGUAUAUGAACUGCAGGGAACCAGAUGCAGCGGAAAAGGUGUUCAAUCAAAUGCUGGAACGAACAGUUGUCUCGUGGAAUACCAUGAUUACUGGGUAUUUCAAGAAUGCCUGUGCCGAUCAGUCUGUGAGGGCUUUUAAGCUCAUGGUGGAUGCAGGUUUUGAACCUGAUAGUGCCACUGCAGUUUCGGUGUUGCCAGCUUGCGGGUAUUUGAAGGAGCUGGAUCUGGGAAGAUUUGUUCAUAAAUUAGUGGAAGAAAAGGGUCUUGGGAGGAACAUUUCAGUGAGUAAUGCAUUAGUUGAUAUGUAUGCAAAGUGUGGCAAGAUGAACGAGGCAUGGUCUAUCAUUGAGAGGAUGGGCGAAAGAGAUGUCGUCACGUGGACUACUGUGAUUAAUGGGUGCAUUUUGAACGAUGAUGUGGGCAGAGCUUUAGAAAUGUGUCACCUGAUGCGUUUUGAUGGAGUGAAACCAAACUCCGUAACAGUUGCUUCCCUACUUUCUGCCUGUGCGCGGUUGUCUGUUCUCAGGCAUGGAAGGUGUUUACAUGGUUGGUCAGUGAGGCAAAAUCUUGAAUCUAAUGUCAUGAUAGAGACAGCACUUAUUGACAUGUAUGCAAAAUGUAAGCGUGUGGAUCUCAGUUUUCGAGUUCUUGAGAAAACUUCAAAGAACAGAACGGUACCAUGGAACGCCAUCAUCUCUGGUCUUGUCCAUAAUGGUCUUGCAGAAGAAGCUAUCAAGACAUUUAAAGAAAUGCUAGAGCAAGAAGUUGAACGGAACCAUGGUACCUUGAAUGGUCUCCUUCCUGCAUAUGCAAUCCUAGCAGAUUUCCAGCAAGCGAUGAACAUGCACUCUUACCUUACAAGAACUGGCUUGGUAUUGCAAGUUGAAAUCACGACGGGCCUGAUUGAUGUUUACUCAAAGAGUGGUGGUCUUGAGUCUGCUCACAAGCUAUUUAAUGGAAUCCCCAACAGGGAGAAAGAUAUAAUAGUAUGGAGUGCUAUAAUUGCUGGAUAUGGAAUGCAUGGACAAGGAGAGACAGCCGUUUCGCUAUUUAAUGCGAUGGCCGAAUCAGGAGUGGAACCAAAUGAAGUUACUUUCACUUCUGUACUGCAUGCCUGCAGUCAUUCAGGUUUAGUGGAUGAGGGUUUAAGCCUGUUCCGAGCCAUGCUUCAGCAUCAUGGAAGAAGACUAAAGCAAGACCAUUACACAUGCAUUGUUGAUCUUCUUGGUCGAGCUGGUCGUCUCAAAGAAGCUUAUGAUUUGGUUAUGGAGAUGCCCUAUGAGCCUAGUCAUGCUGUUUGGGGUGCAUUACUCGGUGCAUGUGUGAUACAUGAGAAUGUUGAUUUGGGAGGGGUGGCUGCAAAGAAGCUGUUUGAACUUGAGCCUGAGAACACAGGAAACUAUGUAUUGCUGGCGAAGAUUUAUUCUGCAACGGGAAGGUGGAAAGAUGCUGAGAACACGAGGAAUAUAAUGAAGCAAAUAGGUUUAAGAAAAACACCAGCACACAGUCUGAUAUAAAACUAAAUUUAGAUAAGAUAUUGUAGUUUAUUGGAGACAGUGAGAUGGAAUCUUCGAACAGCAGAUCAAAGAAAGUUGGAAACUAGAAAAAAUUCAAAACUUUCCCCUACCCUUAUAGCAAAAGUCUCUUAGAUACUCUUGCAUGGUAUAAGACUGAUGUAGUAGAAAGUCGGAUGUCCGUGGGCUAAAUGCGGACGAGAUGAACUUAUUUGAUGUUUUCAUAUGAUGGAAGACUGAUGUAGCAUAAUGUUAACGUUAUUUGCUGAAAUACAGAAAUUCAUUUUCUCCCGACGUUGCUAUGUACUGAUAUUUCAUCUGAUUGUGGAGGCUCCAGUGCUUGGUACCGUGCGUUCCCAUUAUUAGGCUCAUUGAGGGGCACUGAUGAGUGAUGUUACAUUCAGAGGAUGAAUCAGAGCUCCAAUCUGACAAUGGUGGGUCAUAGGCAAUACAGGCUCCAAGAUUAGCUGCUUAUAUAUCUUUCACCCAUUGAUACAAGCUGUAUGAUCUCCUACAAAUGGCCAACCUACUAGAGUGAUUUCCAAGGUACUGCCUUUAUGUUGGGUUGUAGUUGUUCUCUCAUUACAGCUACAGUCUUUCUUCCUUUCCUCUCAGUAAUAUAGUUAAGAAUACAAAACCUAGGAUUCGUGUCAGGAUUCUCAGUAAAAGAUAUAUUAUGUAGGACAGAAACAUAGGCAGCAAAUAAGUGACAAGUGCCUAUUACAGCUUGGAAUGCUUGAUGUUGCACUGCAGAAAGAAAUUGGUUUGAUCGCUCUAGCAUCUUGUGGUUUCGGAUAAAUACAGUCCUAACAUGUUCUCUUUCUGGGGCAUGGACAAGUUGUUAUGAUUGCUGGGUUGCUCUGGAGAAUCGGUUUUAUACGAGCUGUUCCUUAACCGUUUCACUUUUAUUCCAGUUUGCACUUUUGACCUUAUCUCUAGAAAUCUCAUCAUCUCCUUUUUUUGGUCUUUCACCAGGCGAUGCUUCCUUGUCAUUCAGGUAAUGGAUUCUCCAUUUCAUUAGAAAAGAAAAGGAGGAAGUUAUGCUUCUACUGAAAUGCUUUUUCUGUUGUCAAUAUAUGCUAUAUGGAACACACACACACACACACACAUAUAUGUAUAUUAUAUACUCCUGAAAAGAGAUUCCUUGUCAUGAAGAAAAGAUCAUUAUCUCCUAUAGAAUAUUGUCGGCAUGCAGCACGCGAGCCUUUUUUCAGAUGUGCUGCGGAAUCUGAUGGAUAAGCUCGAGGUCAUUGGAAGUUCUCGUAUUCACUUGCAUCAGUUGGCAGUUCUAUUUACUCUAAGAGCCCCUAAUCUAUCGAAGUCUUGCGAGUAGGCCGACCAGACCUCCCAAAAGACUGAGAAAUUGUAACUGGGAAGAUCCGUUAAGUCGACGAUGACAAGAUACUCACUUGGAAUAAUUGCGGUGGUUUGAGCAUCUAACAACCCAAUUUGGUUAACUCUGGUCUCUUUCAAAGUAGGAGGAGGAGUUAUUCGUGCGCUUGGGAGAAUUCAUGUAAUCUGUCGUCUGUCGGAUCCGACAGAUAUUUUGCCCUUCGGUUUUGCCAAAUUGUGAAAUGCUUUAAUCGCAUGAUUAUUGACAAGCUGUAUUUAUGGAAGCUGACAUUGAAGGGGGGAAA